This is a messenger RNA of Hemiscyllium ocellatum (epaulette shark), 2731 nucleotides long. RefSeq names its product selenoprotein I (gene selenoi). Gene Ontology annotation, molecular function: ethanolaminephosphotransferase activity. Bases 96 to 1256 code for a protein of 386 amino acids. The transcript is spliced from 10 exons. Gene Ontology annotation, biological process: phosphatidylethanolamine biosynthetic process. Gene Ontology annotation, cellular component: endoplasmic reticulum membrane; Golgi apparatus. NCBI's taxonomy places the organism in Eukaryota, Metazoa, Chordata, Chondrichthyes, Orectolobiformes, Hemiscylliidae. The record is from RefSeq and is a predicted model, not a curated record.
UCGUGGUGCUCGGUGCAGGGUUGGUGUGUUUGUGUGAGGAAGGGAGGGAGGGAGAGAGCGGCUGGCCGGCCGGCAGGCAGGCACCCCGCGGAGCCAUGUUUUCCUAUGAGUAUGUGACGGCGGAGCAGCUGGCGGGCUUCGACAAGUACAAGUAUAGUGCAGUGGACACCAAUCCAUUAUCUGUAUAUGUUAUGCAUCCAUUCUGGAACUCUGUAGUUAAGAUUUUACCGACAUGGCUGGCACCAAAUCUAUUGACGUUCUCUGGUUUCAUGCUACUUGUGCUUAACUUUUUUAUGUUGGCCUAUUUUGACUAUGAUUUUUAUGCUUCAGGUUCAGGUUAUACACAUGUUCCAAGUUGGGUAUGGAUUGCUGCUGGUCUCCUGAAUUUCACGGCAUACACAUUAGAUGGAGUUGAUGGGAAGCAAGCUCGACGGACUAGCUCCAGCACUCCACUUGGAGAACUUUUUGACCAUGGUUUGGACAGCUGGGCCUGCAUAUUUUUUGUAGUCACUGUCUAUUCCAUCUUCGGACGUGGGGAGGCGGGUGUCAGUGUCCUUACGCUGUUCUUCAUUCUGUGGGUAGUAUUAUUUUCCUUUAUACUUUCCCACUGGGAGAAGUACAACACAGGGAUUCUUUUCCUUCCAUGGGGAUAUGACCUAAGUCAAGUGACUAUUUCAAUUGUGUACAUCGUUACUGCUAUAGUUGGUGUUGAAGCUUGGUAUGGACCAGUCUUCCUUAAUUUACAAUACAGAGAUCUCUUCAGUGUCAUGAUUCUGGGUUGUGCCUUUAUUGUCACGUUUCCUGUGAGUUUGUACAAUGUUUUCAAAGCAUAUAGGUCUAACACCCUGAAGCACCACUCUUUUUAUGAAGCAAUGCUGCCAUUCGUUUCACCAGUAUUGCUUUUCAGUCUUUGCACACUCUGGGUCUGUAGAUCACCAUAUGACAUUAUAGAGAAACAUCCAAGAAUAGUAUACUUUUUGGUUGGCACAGCCUUUUCUAAUCUCACGUGUAAGCUCAUAGUUUGUCAGAUGAGUAAUACUCGCUGUCAGCCCCUCAGCUGGUUUCUCCUGCCAUUGGUUGUAGGUGUGAUUUUUGUAAUCUCUGGUAUCUUGCAAGAUAAAGAAUAUCAUCUUCUCAUUAUUUUGACUACAGUAAUAACUCUUGCACAUAUUCACUAUGGAGUGUGUGUGGUGAAUCAGCUGAGCAAACAUUUUAACAUUUAUGUCUUCUCAUUGAAAAAACCAAACAUUGAAUGACUAGAGGAGGAACAGAAAAUUGGCUUGCAGGCUUCUGAAGUAUUGUAAAGAAUAGCAACAGAAGAGCCUGAAUGCUUCAACCAUCACUGCAAACUGUGCCCCCACACCACCAACAGUAGAAAACAGGAGAUUUAGAUGGUCCCUCCUAAGUAUUAAGAUAUUGUUUAAUGAAGAGGUACUGAUAAAAUGAAUAACUCAAUUAUGUAAAUAGACAAUAACUGUACACACAGGUUGUGUGCAAUUGGCUGGCACUUUUUUUUGACGUGACGCUCCCUUUCAUUCAAGUUCUAUUGUACUAUCGGACUGUUUGAUUAAAAUUAGAUGGUAACUUGUAUCCAAGACAAUGGAUGAAGAAACAUUUUCGUCGGACUUCCACUCUUUAGAUUCGGAACCUAAUCCUUGGGUAAUGUGAUUAUACUUUUUUUUCACAUUGUCCACAUUUUUUUUCAACCUGUGUCCUGAAACAUAAUUCCAUCUUUCCUAGUAUACUGGAGAUUGUGUUCACUUGCCUAUAGUCUGAGUAAAAUGGCCAAUUUUGGAAAUUCCAUAUUUUUACAAAGAUGGAAUAGUAAUGGAGUCAUGAGUAUGAGUUUGCCACCGCUCAUGUUAAAUCCUCUUUUCUGAGAGUUAUAGCUUUUGCAAAAGAAAUUGGAUGGAAAUAUUAAAAAUUAAGUUAAUUAUCAGAAACCAAUCAAAAUCUUAAAUUGAUAUUCAGUUCUUCUUCUUCUGUUUCAGUUUUUUUGUGUGGUGGUGAAUGCAUGCCGAUUUUUUUUUUUCUACAAUGUAGUUUUAUUUCAAUGGGAGAUUUGUGCUUGAAUGAAGAGUAUACUAAAAGUCUCAGAGCAAGGUAUACUUGGAAGGAACAAGCAUUACUAGCAGUAGUUGUGUUAUUUUACAAACCAGAGGUUUAGUUCCUAAAUACUGUUUACGAAAAGCAAUUUAAUGUGUGUAUUUUCAUUUUUGGCAAUUACACUCAGUUAAGGUGGAGGGGUGUAGAGAAGGGGUAGAACUAUCUGAUUGUCAUGUUUCAUAAUAUAAUAAUCCAUACUUAAUUUGGAUCCUUGUUAAGUACAAGUUAGUUAAUGGUCUCACUUCCAUAGAGGCAAAGCUUGCCAUAAUAAAAUAUUGCAAUAUUCAUUUUCAUAACUAAUUUCUUCCAAAAUAUUUGUAUCUGUUGAAUAGAAUCUAUUCUAAUAACUUGUGUUUUCAUGCUAAUCAUUUUGUACUAACUCCAGUUUCCUUUUUUAAAGCAAUUUUGACUGGCCCAACUAAUUAUAACAAUAUGAUUAAUUGUAUUGCAGCUUCAAUGAGAUACCAGCAAGUCUUGCACAGUUGUAUCAAUAAUUGUCUUUGAAUAUGAACUAAAGUUCUAAUAUCAUGGCAAAAUAUCAAAUCCAUCUUUUUGUUUUUAACUAUCUGUAGUACAAAAGUGAAGUUUGAAUCCACUUAAUGUAUAUUGUCUUUGUUGCGCCUCA